This is a messenger RNA of Botrytis sinoallii, 606 nucleotides long. RefSeq lists its product as uncharacterized. The coding region runs from base 1 to 606 and encodes 201 amino acids. The record is from RefSeq and is a predicted model, not a curated record. The transcript has a single exon. NCBI's taxonomy places the organism in Eukaryota, Fungi, Ascomycota, Leotiomycetes, Helotiales, Sclerotiniaceae.
AUGUCAGAUAUCGUACGCCUCAAUGAGGCUCUACAACGCUUGGAUGAUCUACGAAGGCGUAACCGACCCAAUCAACGGCGAAUUUACAACUUACGACACACUUCUGAAGCUCUUGACGCUAACGUAUCCUCGCGUGCAACAACUGGUUCUGGAACUAGAAGAUUUUCUCUCACCAUCGUUAAUGAGACUAAAUGGAUCCGGGAAUGUCGAAUAGUGCGUGAGGUUGUGUAUGCUAGGACACAAAAAUUACUACGCCAAGAACUAUCGGCAAUACAGCGAGAUCAGGCUGAGACGCUGGAACCAGGGGGCACUACAAACGACGAGCCUACAUCACUCACCGGUGAUUCUCCCCAGAAUUUAGAAAGUCUCGGGUCUGACACAGGCCAGGAUACUCAUAUCAAAAGUUUAGACUGGUAUUUUCGCAAAGCUUUGGUCGAUGCGUCUCUUCGUCCUACUCAGAAGCCUUUGGAGGAGAUAGACCCGUGCUUUUGCGGUGACCCAUACGCGAUUGAAACCGCCAAUGGGGAAUAUUAUGAAGCUGUCAAAAUGCCAAGGUGCUCGCAUAUUUUUGGACGCUCUUGUAUUGUAAUGUGGCUUCAGGAUUGA